This is a messenger RNA of Strongylocentrotus purpuratus (purple sea urchin), 2614 nucleotides long. RefSeq lists its product as uncharacterized. The record is from RefSeq and is a predicted model, not a curated record. NCBI's taxonomy places the organism in Eukaryota, Metazoa, Echinodermata, Echinoidea, Camarodonta, Strongylocentrotidae. Bases 370 to 1908 code for a protein of 512 amino acids. Gene Ontology annotation, biological process: negative regulation of translation; protein polyubiquitination; proteasome-mediated ubiquitin-dependent protein catabolic process. Gene Ontology annotation, molecular function: protein binding; ubiquitin protein ligase activity; translation repressor activity. The transcript is spliced from 2 exons.
AUAUAUAUUUUCCAGCGAAUUCAGUGUCUGUUUACACUUGCACGCAUUAAAACGGAAUUAAACAACCCGGAAGUCACGAUCGCCCACGCAAAUUAUAUUGCACGGUACAAGCUACUGGGGCACUCAAACCGUGAGCAAAUACCGAUUAUUAUAAUACAUGUAGUUUCGUUUUCAUGUUGGUGAACAUAUAUAUAUAUAUUACACCUAUACUCAAUUUGCCUGGCUGUUGCUCCAUGAAGAGGCGCAUUAAGCGGUAGUGGUGUGUCGUCUAUCUCAUUAUGAUAAUCAUCCAGUACAGUGUCUACGCAUGAUAUUAUGGUGUCUAUGCUCUGUAUAGCUCGCAGCCGUCAUUGAUUCUCACAGUCCAAGAUGAGGAAGCCCAGUUCACAGAGUUCUUCAGCCAGCAACACACAAGAUGACCAGUGUCCUCUGCACCUUGACACCGUUCAGGAUGCCUACAGAUUACCAUGUGGCCAUACAGCUUGUCAGGAAUGUCUCUACGCCAUUGCUACAGCGAGCAGGAAGUUCCGAAGACCACACAUCACCUGCCCUGUAUGCCAGAAGACAUCCAUGUUUGAGCCAGAGCAGAAGGACCUUGAGGAUGCCCAGAUCAGGGCGGAAUCGAGAUGCGAUUUGAGUCGGACACCCUCCAUCAGCGAAGAGCCGCGAAGCAGGUCGAGCAGUUUGAGUAGUUAUGGAGGAAGCCCAUCCAUCUUGCAUCCUACCAGACAUCGGUACUCCAUGGAGAUCAACGAGAGUCUUGAUAUGGAUGCAUCUAAGCUCACCAUCUCAAACGACCCCAUGGUCAACAAACGCGUCACCAUCACACUCAGUCUAUGCGAUCGGGACGGGAAAGUCAUCAUUCCGAACAGUAACGCAUAUAUCAGAGCAACGAUUCUUUUUCCUGAUCAACAGCUAAAGGAAAUUGAACUCUUUCCGUAUCGGCCACAGUCGUUAGGAAACAGGGAUCUAACUCGUUCCUUCGAGAAGGUCUUCAUUCCUCAGAGCGUUGGCAAGUACGAAGUUGAUGUUUCUGUCCCAGGUAACUCAAAGGAACACAUCCUCGCUUUCAUUCUGGUGAAACCAAGUGGCGGAAAAGUAUUCGACUUACGAGGUAUGUCGAAAUUUAAAAACCCUCAUGACAUUUUCCUGACAGGUGGCCAGUACGUCAUCACCGACAAAGGUAAUCACAGAAUAAUCGUAACGGAUCGGGAAGGGGUUGUCCAGAUGGAAUUCGGCUCUACACCACCCAAAGGGCUCAAGAGAAUCGGACCUUUCGCAAUCGCAGGAGAUCCUGGAGCAUAUUAUGUCACCGACGAUGCAAAUAAAUGCGUGCUGCAAUUCGUUCGCACGACAGCCAAACUGCGUCUCUGGGCAAAGGUUGGGCCAUCGCCGACGGGAAUUGCACUUGACAUCGAACACGUCUAUGUUGCGGAUGCGAAGGAAAGCAACGUUCGAGUCUUCAACCGCCACGCACAACAGCUCUACACUAUUGCCUAUCCUGGAAUCCUCGAGGGUGCUGUCAGUUACCCCUGGUUCAUCAAGAUCAACUCUAAAGGUAACCUUGUGAUCUCGGACAGGAACAAUUGCAGGAUCCAAAUCUUUGAUCUUCAAUCAAAGAAGUCUCUUCUUGUAAUCCCAACAGAGUUCGCUGGCAAGAGAUGGCACUGUCGAGGGCUCGCUCUCGAUCGUCUCGAUAACAUCUACGUGACGUGUAGGCGCAGGGAUUCUUGGCGUAUCUGUAGCAAAGAGACCAUCAUGGUGUUCAGCACGACCGGUGACUACCUAGGAAACUUCGGAGAGCUUGGCGAAUUCAAUUAUAUCCGGGGUAUAACCAUCGACGAUGACCAGGCAACGGCUGUGGUUGUAGAUGGAGCCAAUCAUAGAAUCAAAGGGUACCGAUUAUGAGCGUUAUGAGCGUAGGUCCUUUGUGUAGGCUUAACAAUAGGUUGGGGACACCGAGUUAUUUUCCCUUAGAUUAAAAGAGAGGGAGGGAGAGAGAGAAAGACAGAAAGAGAAGAUGAUCAUUAUAACAAAGUGGGGAAAGAAAGGGAGAUGGAAAAAAUUAGACCAUGAGGAGAAAACUACUCUAUAGCAUCACGUACUCGGCCGGCUUCUCCGCUCUCUUGUAUGUCAUACUACCGUGCUCGUGCCCACCCCCCCCCCCCCCCCCUCAUCCUUAUGGCUGAACCCGCUCUAGGCCAUUGCACACAGUGCCAAGGAUAUAGGAAGCAGAAAACUAUAUUACUUUCCGCUUCCAUUUAAAUUGAAAUAGAGAUAUUGUAUGAAUAUAUGCAUGGCAUGAUGUUCUCUCUCUCUCUCUCUCUCUCUCCUACAUUUCUCUCUGUGCCAUAUCAAAUAUAGAGAAUCUGAUAAUCAUGCCAUGUCUCAACUCUCCGCAGUUUUACUUCUCCAACUUCACACUCAUUGCCUUUACAGUUACACAUCCACAUGUAUUUUCAUUUUAUAUCCAGAGUACUAUAAUCUUCUGCCUCGAUUCUAUAAUUACCCUCCAUUUUCCCGGUUAAAGAAAUAUUUUGCAAUACUUCUGUUCGUAACGAGUGUCUAUGAAGUUCAUUUGGAAACUUGAGUUUACAAAUCACUUUCCUGUUUC